Messenger RNA from Nicotiana tabacum (common tobacco), 2280 nucleotides. RefSeq lists its product as uncharacterized. Lineage: Eukaryota; Viridiplantae; Streptophyta; Magnoliopsida; Solanales; Solanaceae. The record is from RefSeq and is a predicted model, not a curated record.
UCCAUUUGUCAAUAUUCCCAUUUUCCAGCCUUUAUUUCAUCCUUCUAAGGUCAUGACUAAAACCCCAAAUCUUAAUUUUUGGAAAAUAUUCUACCAACAGUAUACCGUAUGUCAAAAAAUGCUUCAGUGUUAAUAUAUAAAUGGCUAUAACGUCUGCUACGAAAGUAGAUAUCUUUAUAGAAUCCUUCAACAAAAAGAUAAAUUUGUUUAUCGUUAGCAAUUGAAAGAUCUUAUGAGUGAAGCAGUUCAUCAAUCACUAUAAGAAUGCACAAUACAUUGGGACAGGAGUUAACCACAGCCAUAGACAUUGUCGAAGUGAAUGUAUUUCAAACUUGGACAUAUAAACUAAUAAGUGUGUACAUUCAUUGAUUGCAUAUAUACACAGGUCUUUCUUCCAAGUCUCUCUCUGUUUCUCUGCUUCAGAAAGGAGAUGGCUUCUUUCGCGAUUGAGGACUUUAUUGGAAAUGGAUCGCUGCAGGGACUUAUUCCAAAGCUGUUGGAGGAAGGGUGGGAUGAUGUACCAACACUGAAGAUUAUGACUGCAGAUGAUAUGAACGAGUUGAACAUGACUCAACGGCAAAAGGAUGCGCUGGAAAUAAGGUCAUACCUGCAUGAUCAUGCACUGAUGCAAUAUGCAGAUAAGCUUGAGGAGUCUGGGAAUUCCCUUUCUGAGCUUCUUAACUUGAGUGCAGUAGAUCUUACUGCAAAGUAUGGAAUGAAAAGGGGCCAUGUUGCCCGUUUUACAGACAGAACUGCAGCUUGCGGGGGAGAUUCUUUGCCAGAAGCCAACGAUCUCCAAGUGAGGAGAAGAAGUGCCUCGAGGAAUGAGAGUCUUUACAGGAGAGAGAUUUCUGCUGUCAACUCCAGGAAGCAGAGUAUGACGAGAUCCCUUAGGAGAACCAAUACAGCUAAUGAUGUAUCCCUUGAACAAUCAUUGGCUGAUUUCAAAAUUAAAGAUGGACAUGUUUUUAAGGGAACAGUAGCUUCAAUGCCAGAUGAGCCUAGAGCAUGCGGCUGUGUGCAGGCCACCCCAGUAGUUGAGAAUGUUGCUCCUUAUUCUACCAUUGAGAAUAUCUCAGUUCAGAAACUAACGCCAGAGUACAAGAUUGGAAUGGAGCGUUUGGUGAAAACAAAGACUCCGCCACUGAAGGCUUCAGAGCUCUGGCGUGAUAAACCAGCAGUGAUUAUAUGCAUUCGUCGCCCUGGGUGCAUUAUGUGCAGAGCUGAAGCCCACCAACUUUAUGCAAAGAAACCAAUAUUUGACGCAUUGGGGUUUCAAUUAUUUGCUGUUCUUCAUGAGCAAAUAGAAUCAGAGUUAAAGGAUUUCUGGCCACGAUACUGGGGUGGCGUAGUCCUCUUUGACAAAAGCAUGGCAUUUUAUAAAGCUCUGGGAGGAGGAAAUCUGCUAAAAGACAGGUUCAUAUCAGGCUUUCUAUUUAAUCCUCGAGCUAUUGCAAAUUAUAAGAGAGCGAAAGCCAUGGGGGUGGAGCAGAACUUCAGGGGUGAAGGUGAGAUAAAAGGAGGACUUUUCAUUGUCGGCAAAGGAAAAAGUGGAGUUGCUUAUCAAUUUAUUGAAAGGAAUUUUGGAGACUGGGCACCCCUUGCUGAAGUUUUUGAGAUUUGUCACCGCUUGCAGAAUCCGCCGGAAAGUCAGUCAGAGUUGUUCCCAUCAUUACUACAACGGGAUUAGAUAUGGUUAUUGCUUCUAUGGAAUAAGCCCUUGUUUGAAUCUCAAGCUGAAAGAAGCUAUAUCUCUUUCAAACUUAAAAUUUUAUGUUUCAUUAUCACAGCUUUUUUGUUGUAUGUAUAACUACCCACAGUAAAUUCCUUGAUGAUACUGGAAUUGUAUUGGUGUUAGAAUCUAGUCAGACUGGCAAUAUAUCUAUUUCUUUUGAAUCACAUAAGGCAGAAGUGCCGAUAUGUAGAUUGUACUCAACUAGUACAUCAGGUAUGCAUUGGUAACUUAUAAACACUUAGGACAAAGAUUGUAAAUCAUCUCAUAUAACAAUAUAAAAGGCAAAUAAAGAAAAUUCCCAAAAAUCAGUAGCUUUUCAUCCGAAGAGCAGAAGACUGACUCCCUUUUACAAGAUAAAUAAAAAUCAUCUGCUUCUCCUAUCCAAAAGCCAAUAGCUGCAAGUUAAAGCUUUCUCAUAUUGAUGUGUUUAUGAAUCAAAAGUUACCAACAGAACUAUAUUUUCUCCCAAAACUAACAGAAUUAGAUAACAACGUCAAUGUCUAAAGGGCUGUAAUUUGUCAACAUAAUCAGCUAUGUUAUGGUUA